AUGUCUUACAAUAUUCAUCAGCAAGUAUUCGUCCUCUCAAAUGCGUCCAAUCUGCUGUCGGCGUGCAAGGGUACGCAGGCCGAUCUACAGGGCAAGAUAGAUGCGGCUCUGCAAUCUACCAUUACAAACGUCAAAAUCGGCGAUUGGAGCGUCGUCUGGGGACCCAAAGUAUGGAAGUUCAACCCCAGCAAUGCCAACUCAGGACCCGACCGUGUCUGGUACAUCGCACACAAUCCAUCUGCAAAUUUUGGAGACGGGGCUCACGAUACCUACGUUUUGGCCGUCGCUGGAACUGCAGAUAGUUCAUUCGAGAACCUGGUCAUCGAUGCGUAUGUGAACAAAGUUGUCGAUUUCAAUAGCUGGGUGCAAACCGGGAUUACCACUGCUCCUGAGCAAGCAACCUCGGUAGAUCAGGCAAAGCCGUACAUUGCAUAUGGAACAGCUACCGGGAUAUCCACUCUCUUGACUGUGGCGAGCCCCGCUGGGCAGACCAUCAUCGAGUUUCUGUCCACCAUUCCCUCUACGUCCCGACUCGUAUUUACUGGGCACAGUCUCGGGGGUGCCUUAUCACCAUCCGUCGCGUUGGCUCUAUUGAAGGCCGGGCUCCUAAAGAACGCGCCGGGGAACGUCUUCACAUACCCAACUGCGGGUCCGUCCCCAGGAAAUGGACCAUUUGCUGCCCUUUUCUCAGGGGAAUUUCCUCUGACCACCUCAGGACCCGCACCAUACCAGGUGUGGAAUGGAAACCUCACAAACACAUACGACAUCGUCCCUCAUGCGUGGGGUAUUGAUACCUUGAACGAGAUCCCAACACUCUACGGGAAAUUGCCAUUCGUUCCAGCCGUUCUCGUCAGGACCAUUGUAAACGGUGCCAUUGAUAAGGCCAAAUCGUCAGGGCUAGGGUAUGUCUCGCUUCAGGGACAGACAUUCUCUGCAGCCACCCCCACUACUCCCAAGACUUUGAAGGCCUUCCUUCAAACUGCUUUACAGGAACAUAUAUCGGCAUACGGCGUGCUCCUCGAGACGCCAAGCAUUCCGUCACUGUGCAAACCAGCGUCUUCGACGGAGCAGGCUAGAGGUCUACCAAUUCUGGGAGGUAUUUAUCAGGCUCAUCUCGAAGCAAAGGAAAUGGAGAGGUUGGAAAAAGAGGCAGAGUGA
Molecule: messenger RNA, 1158 nt
Organism: Pleurotus ostreatus (oyster mushroom)
Lineage: Eukaryota; Fungi; Basidiomycota; Agaricomycetes; Agaricales; Pleurotaceae
Exons: 1
Coding region: 1-1158 (385 amino acids)
Biological process (GO): lipid metabolic process
Source: RefSeq, a predicted model, not a curated record